AUGGCGUUUCAGUGGUUACCUGAAGAUGAUUAUCUUCUCAGAAAAUCACUCGAGGAUGGAACUUCUCUAGAGACGUUAGCUAAAGGAGCGGUGAGAUUCUCUCGAAAAUUUACACUUUCAGAACUAACAGAGCGAUGGCAUUGUCUUCUUUACAAUCCCAAGGUUACAUCUCUGUCUUCAUCAGUCGGAUUUGAGCUCCAAUACGGAGCUCAAUUCGUUCCACAAAGUCUCUUUGAUUCAGUACCAGUCAGAACUCAUUACUACACUACACGAAAAAGGCGGCGUUUGGAGUUAGAGGAGUCUCUUAAGGUCAAUAACAAUGCCAUUGAUGAACAUCUUAAUGUGGAGGAAGGGAAUUUGUUUGGAGAAUGUGAUGAUGAUUUUGGUUUCAAGUUUGAGGACAUUGAAAGUUUUCGCAACACUUUCCCAGACAUUUUGCUUUCCCCUCAUGAUUAUCAGACAACUAUCUUUGGUAAUGAGAUUGAUGAUGAGGAUGAUCGAAUGGUGAAUCAGAUGUUAAACAUCAACGAUGACCAGAUUCAUGACUCUUAUGUUACAGACACAAUAACAACAACAACAGAACAUGUUCUGCUUCAAGAAGUGUUUCAAGAUCCUCUGUUUCAACAACCUAACGCAUCCUUGAAUGAGCCAGCAUCACCGUCACAGCAGCAAGUAAUCCUUGAUCAAGCAGAGAUUUGGAUUCCUCCACCGCCUUAUGAUCCACAUCCAGAAAUCGUUAACGGUGUUAUCAAUUGUGUUAUAAACCGUGAGUCCGAUGAGAUUCCAGAUAAUGAUGAUAUCAACCUGCAACUGUACAAUCCUAAAGCUCGAAACUCGGUUAAUCCUUCAUCAGUGAGGAAUAAUAUGAAGCCACCUCUGCCUCCAGUUAGAAGAUCAUCCUUACAAGUCAAGAGCAAAGACAUUAUCGACAGUUCUGGUUUUGGAGAUUGUGCUGUCACAACCCGAGCAAGUUCUUCUUCUGCAUUCAGUGAUAGCUUUACUGAGAAAGCGACAUCUACUGUUGCUGCAACAACUUCAUCAACUCUACAACACUUUCCAGAGAAUGAAAUUUGUGAACAGACAUUGAGUGCAGAGAUGGAUAUAAACGUACCAGAGGAGAAUAAUAUUGAAAUUGAGAGUGAUGAAGAGUUGCCUUCCUUUUCAGAUCUAGAAGCUAUGAUUCUUGACAUGGACCUUGAACCGAUUGGUCAAGACCAGUACGAGUUGGACGCUUCAAAAUAUCGAAACGAGGAAAUGGCGCGAAAGAUAAUGAGAUUAGAGCAGAGUGCUGAAUCUUACAUGAACCGUGACAUCGCUGCUCAUGGAGCUUUCGCUCUUCUAUAUGGAAGCUCUAAGCAUUACAUCAAUAAACCAGAGGUGUUACUUGGAAGAGCAACAGGUGAAUAUCCGGUGGAUAUCGACUUAGGAAGGUCAGGGUCUGAAACAAGAUUCUCUCGACGACAGGCUCUAAUAAAGUUGAAGCAAGAUGGGAGUUUUGAAAUCAAGAAUCUUGGGAAGUUUUCGAUAUGGAUGAACGAUGAGGAAAUUAAUCAUGGAGAAGUUGUCAUUCUCAAGAACAAUUGCUUAAUCCAGAUACGAGAAAAGUCGUUCAUAUUCGAGAAGAAUGAGAAAGCAGUCAAAAGAUAUUUAGAUGGAAUUCACAAAUGA
Messenger RNA from Arabidopsis thaliana (thale cress), 1668 nucleotides. Its product is annotated as Forkhead-associated (FHA) domain-containing protein. The record is from RefSeq and is marked reviewed. Gene Ontology annotation, cellular component: Ino80 complex; MLL1 complex. Lineage: Eukaryota; Viridiplantae; Streptophyta; Magnoliopsida; Brassicales; Brassicaceae. Gene Ontology annotation, molecular function: G-quadruplex RNA binding. Bases 1 to 1668 code for a protein of 555 amino acids. The transcript is spliced from 7 exons.